This is a messenger RNA of Athalia rosae (coleseed sawfly), 1939 nucleotides long. RefSeq lists its product as uncharacterized. The record is from RefSeq and is a predicted model, not a curated record. The coding region runs from base 1412 to 1870 and encodes 152 amino acids. The transcript has 4 exons. Lineage: Eukaryota; Metazoa; Arthropoda; Insecta; Hymenoptera; Athaliidae.
UUCAUUGGACGCGAUCUUUGAAAGCCUCCAACCAGUCGAAAGAGACCGCGCCGUAUUCGAAAAAUAAUUUCGUUCGAUCGAUUCUCCAAGUUUACACAUGUCGCAUGUUUUUUCCAGUUCCGCACUCGCGAUUUCCCACAAAUACACACACGUUGCAUCGCGUUCAACCGUGUCCGCGUUUACGGUAUGCGGCCAAACGUGAGAAAUACCGAAGCUGGACUUACUUCGCGCCGUAAACGUAAUCGCCGCACACGUGGCCGACAAAUAUUUCCAUCGGAAGAAUAUCCGCCUGGAUUCUUCGAAUAUUUGCAACCAGUCGUUCGAACAGCGGAAAGUGUACGGAUACACCGUAAACAUGUUGUUGGACAUCGGUGUUCGGAUCCUAUCCAUUACGACCUUACCUAAAAGUCAAUCGGUCAAGCUGCCACACGAUCGUCACCCCUUACCAACUCCGAUCCACCCCGACGCAAUGAUACCUAAUGUAUUCCACCCGGGACCGUCCAACGGUACGUUUAACGUAAUUGGUGUCGGUAGAAGGUGUCCGCGGUUCACGAGGGGCAAUUUAGUGUUUGCAAACGAAUUUCGAAUCCAGGUAUCCAGGAGCUUCCGCUAGAACUAUUUCAAAAUGGCGUGGUCCCAGAGUUAAAUCAAACUGUAUUUAAUUCGCAUACGUAUGCACUAGUCGAAAUUUUGAAACCUUUCAACGUAUCAGCACCGCAGUUUUGUCGGAAUUACUUUCAGCCUUGAAGUACCAGCUGUGAAAAAAAUGGAGCGAAACAAAAAACUUCAGCCCCCCGAGUAAUUCGACUCGUCUCCUUCGACCCCCCCGAAUCGCCCUCGGGGACGACGAUCCACGCGCGAUCGCGCGGUGAGUUGAUUGGUCUUCAGGGUUCGCGGCGAUACAUUGACCAACGAUGCAAUUACCGCAUAAUUAUCUUUGUGUCCAGGAAUAGAUCGCGGUUUUGGAUCGUUAACUCGCUUAUAGUAGCGAUCGACAGUCGCGUUACGUGUACAACGGCAAAAUUGUAUACCUCUCCGUAAAUUUCCAUGAGCUUGCUUACACCGAGAGUACGACCAACCGAAGUUGAACGUUGUAAAUAAUAUCACGUGCUGGCGUAUUAAUCGACCGCGUCCACUACGCUAUGGUAUUUUCAGUGAUCCUGCACCGGGGCAGCUCACCACGUGUUUUAGAUUGUGAAUGGGAGCUCUACCGCAGUAUUCCAGGCAUUGCAUCUCUCUAAUAUGAUUUAACGUGGGAUUAUUCGCACCUCGGAGACGCCAAAGUUUGGAUGAAAUAUACCCACAGCUUUGAGACACGGAGUAACUUAUAUAUUGUUUCAAGUUUUAACCGGCUUUCCUCAAAUGCGUAACAACCAAAAUUUAUCAAGGUGGAUUUACUUUCGUUUACCAAAUGGCCUUGGGAGGUGGUUGGAUUCGUUCUCUGAUCGGUACGUCGACGAGAAAAAUUAUACGUAAGAAAAAGCCAUCCGCUUCAGAGGUACUCACGAGUUAUUUACUGCAAACGAACGAGCCACCCUGGACAUCUUAUUUCGUGAGGUACGCCGACGUAGUGAACGAUCAAAGAGGAAUGUCUCAUUUCAACUGGGAAGUUGGAAACAGUAAUUAUCACAUACUAAGAACUGGUUGUUAUCCUUACGUCAAGUAUCACUGUACGAAAAGACCAAAGGAGGAUCUAAGCGCAGACAACACCCUCUUCAUGCUCAUUAAAAUCAUAAAUCUCGGUAUUCCUACUUUGAUAUACGGACUGACGGCAACUCGGUUAAUUCGCCAUCAGGAAGUUGUGGAAACUCCUAAAGGGCACGUUACCAUCUAUUUUCUACUGCCCGAGGAUAAAGGAUCCCGAUAUUAGCGCUCGCCUGUGAAAUUGUCAAUUAUAAUCUAUGCCGAUCCUACUGAUAAUAAAUCCAUGAUGAAUUAA